AAAGUACAAAGCCAUAUUCUUUAAUUUAUACCCAGAGGGAGUACGUGACAGUACGGCGUAGAGCUAUCAUCUCCAUCGUGUUUGUGAGGACAGUGUCCAAAGACCAAAGCUCCAAAUCGGCCAGUGUUAACGGCUUUCAGGUUCCGCUCUACCAUAAACUUGUCCGUUGGGCGGUGGAAGCAGGACAGGGGAGGGGCUCCGUCAGCAGGAGGGCAGAUCGCCAUCAUGACAGGGAGGUCGAACCCGCCAGCGCAGCGGCAGCCAUUCGUUCCCCCGGACCAGCACCAGCAAGGAGACAGCGCAGGCCUUCCCCACACGGCGCGUCGGGCGCGAUGGCGACCGGCGCCGCGCGGCACCACAAGCUGGAACCCAGAACCGUGUUGCGCUCAUAACUCCAUUGCCCGUGUCCACAUCCGUUUCCAGCUCCAAGAACAGGCGGCCUCCACCUCCAGCUCCAGCUCCAGCGCAGCCGAUGCCUCCCCCAUGGCGCCGCGAGGCAGCGAGUCCCCGAGAGCUCGGGCCCUGACCGUCACCGCAGCCGCCCUGCUCGUCCCGCUGCUUCUCUCCUCGCUUCCCCUGACCGGCGCUGCUGCCGGCUCGCCGUCCCCGGCACCCGCGCCGGCGCCGCCGCUCAGCCACCCGCCCCAGCCGAGGCCGCAGCAUGCCGUGCCCGGCAGUAGCAAGCCCCGCGGCGCCACGCCACAGCCGGGGCCGCGACACCGCGCUCCGCCUCCGCCGCGCCGUCCUCCGCCGGUGAGGUCGGCGUGGUGGCGACGGCUCAACUUCGGCAUGAGGUUCGGGAUCGCGCUCGCCGGCGUGGCCGUCGCAAUGCAGGUCGCGCUCGGCGCGUUCCUGUGCGUGCGCGCGCGGCAGCUGCGCCGAGCGGCGGCCCCGGGCAAGGCCGAGGAUCGGGUGGAGCAGGAGGAGGCGGCGGCGGCGGCUGCGUCGUCGUCGACGCCUGCGUAGUAGCCGACCGGCGCGCGCCGCCGCCGGUCCACCGGUGGUAUCCGGCCGAGACCGAGAGGAGCGACCAAGCGGGCGUGCGCUGCACGUUCUCGUGGUGAUUCCUGCGGCCUCCAUGGAGUGGAGGAUGAAUGGUUCGUGCGCGGUCGCCUGCACGGUUGUUGGGUGAGCUGACGGGGGAGCAUCACCUGCUGGGUUCUUUGCCUCUCCACCCAUGGCACCGUACAGUGUCCGGCUGCUUCUGUAUAGUUCGCCGUCCUUGCGCGGGGCGCGGUCUGUGAGGCAUACUGCUUAAAGAUGUACAGUACUGAAUUGUUUUUGUCCCCCAAGCCUCCUAGCUUCCAGUCGCCUGAAACUGAGGAAGCUUCCAGUCA
Molecule: messenger RNA, 1337 nt
Organism: Setaria italica (foxtail millet)
Lineage: Eukaryota; Viridiplantae; Streptophyta; Magnoliopsida; Poales; Poaceae
Product: formin-like protein 16
Exons: 1
Coding region: 226-966 (246 amino acids)
Source: RefSeq, a predicted model, not a curated record